Molecule: messenger RNA, 462 nt
Organism: Caenorhabditis auriculariae
Lineage: Eukaryota; Metazoa; Nematoda; Chromadorea; Rhabditida; Rhabditidae
Source: the annotation of a GenBank genome assembly
AUGCCUGCUGCCGCAGAAGAAAAGGUGGGUGAUUUGACAUUAUUUUUCUAUGUUUUCAAUUCCAGGCGACGGCGAUGCUGUUGCAGUGCAUCGAAAAUGGCAGAGUCGAUAUUUUGUGCUCGAUUUUGUCCCAAAUGAGUUUGUCUUCUCAUACAAAAAAGGAGAGAAGGUCGUGAGUUACAGAGAACAAAGCCGAUUUCCACGAACAGGUGGACGUGAUCUGCUGCUCCGAGGGCACUCUUCUUCACAUAGCCGUCACUUUAGGUUGGAAGGGACUUUUUAAUGGAAAGUACAAAAUUUUUUGCAGAUUCGACGGACACAGUGUCGGCUCUUCUGGCCAAUGGCGUGAAUGCGUGUGUCCAGAACAACGAAGGAAAAACCGCCUUUCAAUGUUGCAAAUCAGACGCCGUCCGUAACGCUUUCGUUCAAGAAGUUCUUCGAGCCAUCACUAUGUCAAAGUAA